UUUAGCAAUGGACAACACGACUGAAGAAUAUCGUACACAAUGGAAACACCAUUUUUUUGAUCACAUGAAAUCGAAAUUACAACCAAGUACCGGACAGACAUGCCAGGAACAUACGAGUCACAUGAGCAAAUUGCCCGAAUUUGAGAGCUUCAAACAACAACGCCGGCAUGCACAGCGCUCCAGCGGUGGGGAUGCAGAUCGAGCGCUCUACGAUAUGCAUUUUCCCGGUCAUAGCAGUCAGGCCGACAGUUAUCGCGGUAAUAGUUACAACGACAACGGCAACUUUAAUCGUCACUACCAGCCCAAAUCGAAACAAGCGCCUGCAUUACCUUCGUCUAGUAACGCUAAUUCACACAAAAUGCAUGGCAUGGAUACCAAUGUGUAUUUAUAUGAAACUGAUUCCAAUAUGGGCGGCGUUGGACCAGGUUCCGAGGAAAGUAAUAAAUCACAGAAGUCUUCAAAAACUGUGGUUAGCAAAAAGAGUUCACAAGACUUACGCAAGAUGGUGAAAUCGCAAUGUAAGCUACACGAAGUGAUUGAUGAGACUUUGAAACAAAUGUGUACCACCGAACCGUUUACUUACUCUGAGAGUGUCAAUGCUAGCACGAAGGAACAGACGGCACAAAUGGGUUUGCAGAAAACACCGGGUUCGUGCAAGCGUUGCACCGAUAAAGUGUAUACACGUUCAAGCCAAAAAGAUGUGAUGACUGAAAUGUCCAAAGGUGAUUUUCUUGAAUGCCGCUCAGGCGAUACGUUAACUAUAUCGGUGGAUGAUGUUGUGAACUCGAAAGUUAUUAAUCCGAUGAUACGUAAAUUGCAACGCAUGUAUCUGAACAACUUGCGCGAAGAGAUGUCACUGAUGGAAGAUUUGGAACGUUUGCCACAUAAAGUAAAUGAAGUUUACAAAGCCACCAUAUUCAAACAGAAAGAAUAAGACGCUGUUCGGUAAUGUUACUUGAAGAAAGUUUCUUGUGGAGAAUGCGUGAA
Molecule: messenger RNA, 987 nt
Organism: Bactrocera tryoni
Lineage: Eukaryota; Metazoa; Arthropoda; Insecta; Diptera; Tephritidae
Exons: 2
Coding region: 8-934 (308 amino acids)
Source: RefSeq, a predicted model, not a curated record